GCGCUCUGCAUCCCUCCUCGCGGUGACGUCACGCAGCUUCAUUCCGUCAAGAUGUUGUUCGGUUCCGCGGAUGAGCGCAGAUUAGCGUGAUUACGGCGACGAGAAAGCGACUAAAUCAAGCAAAUCCGAGAUCUGUGGAAUCAACAUUUAUUAUGGAGUUAAAGAAAGCCAUUUCUGAACGCGAAGCGACGAUGAAAACAUACGGAGCGCUGCAAGAGACAAAUCGGAGCAGAGACAAAGGCCAGAUGGACGUGUCCAUGGCUGAAAGCUCUAUGUCUGCAGACGAGAUGGAGGCGGAAAUGGCUCGGAUUCAGCGCCUGCGGGAGGUUCUGGUGAGACGCGAGUCUGAGCUGCGCUUCAUGAUGGAUGAUAUUCAGCUCUGCAAAGACAUUAUGAAGCUGAAGCAGGAACUGAGGAAGAUAGUGGCAGUGCCAGACACAGAGAAGACUAAGAAACAUCGUCAGAGAGAAGAGAAAUUAAUCCAGGAGAUUCAUCAGCUGGUGCAAAAGAGAGAUUUCCUGGUGGAUGAUGCUGAGGUUGAGCGUCUGAGGGAGCAGGAGGAAGAUAAAGAGAUGGCAGAGUUCCUCAGACAGAAGCUCAGCGUCAUAAACAGAGCUCCAAAGCCCAGAACUGCUGAACCUCCAGCCAACAAACCCUCCAUCAGCAAGAGCAGCGCAGCCCUUAUUAAAGACUGCUGCGGAGCCACUCAGUGCAUCAUCAUGUGAAGUUCACAGAGAUUCCCCAAAGCAAAUAAUAAUUACCUGAAUUUGAUGAAUAUAAAGUUUGCUGACUAAGCAUUAGAAAGAAGUUGAACCCCUCUGUGAUUCUGCAGCAUGACUCCAUCGGGCCAUCAGGAGGAGCCCAAAACAUCCACACAAAACUCAGAGAGAAGUAUUCAUUUAUUCUUCACCCUAUUGAAAAAUCGUUCACGAGCACAAAAGAAUCACUGUCAAACAAUAAUACAUUGCUAUGAGUUUUUAAACACACAUGCAUCAUAAUCUAGUGUUUAUUAUAGCUUCAUCUGACAGCGUACAGAUACUUUAUUUUAGACAUUAGAAAACAUAUUCCCCAUGAAGUGAUUCUGAUGUCUGAGGGUUUUGUUUCUCUGUUUCCUUAAAGAGGAACUUGUAAGAAAACAGAAGUGGAUCAGCACAGCUAUGAACUGUGAUAAAUGUGCAGUAUUAGUAUUUCUUUAAGGUGACCAUACAUCACCCAGACACAUCCUGGCCAGGAUUUCUAUAUUUCUUUAAAUCAUGAAGUACCUCAAGAGUGUUUCGAAAACAUAAGAAACCGAUGUCAUACACCCAUCGGUCUGCACACGCAAACAAAGCCAAAACAUAGAAAUUUUAAGCAAUACAGAAAUCCUGGCCGGAAUGCUUCCGGGAUAAAUGCCAUGUACGGUCACCGUAAUUUCUUUGCCUUUUGAAAUGUGGUGGUAUUUAAACAGGCAUGAUAAUCAGAAAUAAUUAGACAAACUGAAUCUUAAUGAAGUAGUGAAUCAGCUUGUGAAUAUUCUGCAAAUAAAGUAUCUUCCUGCA
This is a messenger RNA of Puntigrus tetrazona (Sumatra barb), 1538 nucleotides long. It is a transcript of the gene bmerb1, whose product is annotated as bMERB domain containing 1. Gene Ontology annotation, biological process: negative regulation of microtubule depolymerization. The record is from RefSeq and is a predicted model, not a curated record. Lineage: Eukaryota; Metazoa; Chordata; Actinopteri; Cypriniformes; Cyprinidae. Gene Ontology annotation, cellular component: microtubule cytoskeleton. The transcript has 6 exons. Bases 153 to 725 code for a protein of 190 amino acids.